UGAUUAACCCCUGGUAUGCCGGGAGCCUGCAGGCUGUGUAUGGAGCGAUUACUAAGGUUACUGACUAUUAUCAUUCAUGGAGCGCCUGCAUAUACCGCAGUGUAGAGAGCAAUAUGUACAGUGUGCUCUUGAGACGUGUAAUAAUGGUAUUUAUUGCUCAGUGCAAGGUGGCUGUGACUGUGCUGUACAGGGAGACCAUACAGCCUGCCAUUCAUUUAUUAAUAGUAUGUGUGUCUGUGUAAAGUGUAUCACUGUGCAUGGUGUACUGUAAGUGGUUGUGGUGUGAGCUACAGUGUCUAGUUCCCCAUGCUGUGCAGACUGUUUGGGUUUAAUACCAAGUGUUAGUAGUAAGGGGCAUUUUCUUGGGUUAUGUUCUCAGUUUAGUAUUAUUACAUUGGUUUCCUUAGCUGGCUAUGUGCUCGAAUGUUGCAGAUUUUAAAAGGUUUGUAGCAGUUUGUUUAUCAGCAUUAGCUGAAAGAGCAACUGGGUUUCAAGCAAAAUCAGAUUCAUUUUUUUUAAUCUUUUAAUGUUGGUCUGUGCUGUUGAUAUUGGGGGAUUGCUUAAUAGGUCCUGAAUUAAACGGCAUGUGUGCUUUUGAAUCUGAAAGAGCUUUUAAUAUAAUCUAUGUGGUCCUUUUACCAUUCCAAUGGCUUGUGCUUGUUUAGAAACUCCAAAGUUGUUUUUGAGGGGGGUUUUUUUGUCUUUCUGUCGCCUUUUUCAAAAGUAAAAUUGAACUUUUGGUGACAUUUUCAGCUGCAAUGAUGACUAUCUUAGGACACCUUUGGAUAAAAACAUGAAAAUAUCUUUAAUUUCUGAGCAGCUGUAAUAGAUUCAGGUAAUUUUGUCAAGUCCAUGACAGUGUUUUGAUGGUUUGUGGUUUAUUUUUAUUUUCUCUCCAUUCUCUUGUCUAGUUAAUCUCUGAAAAUGGUCCGCUACUCUCUUGACCCGGAAAACCCCACAAAAUGUAAGUAACGUCUACAUGCAACAAUGUCUAGGAUUUUAGAUUCAAACAUACAUGUUAAAUAACUUUUUUCCCUUUUUAAAAAAAUAUAUAUUUGUAUAUCUUUUUUUUUUUCAGCAUGCAAGGCAAGGGGUUCCAAUCUCAGAGUGCACUUUAAGGUAAAUUCAAAGUCUUGCUUUUAAAAAAGAUAAUUCCAGCUUUUACUCUGUUAUAUGCUGCAGUGAUGUUUUCUUAGGACACCUUUGGAUUAAUCAUGAAAAUAAUAAGAUUUCUGAGCAGCAACUACACUUGAAUUAUGAAUGUAUUCUACCAGACAUGAGCAGGGCCGCCUUGUCCUCUUAUCUGCUAUGUUCCGUAUGUAAAUUUACAUGUCAAAUACCCCCAUUUUGUGAUUUUGAAUAGCGCUCUGAAAUAUGUUGGUGCUAUAUAAAUAGUAAUGGGCAAACCUAAAGAAUGUGCAGAGAAUUUACAUUAGCCGGCCGGAACUCUCAUGUUGGGCAGGCUAGUGAUUAUCCUGGAGUUACACCUCCAGCAGCUAGCCUAAAUAUUUCUGUUCAUACAGUGUGUCAUAAUGAAAAGCUACACAUAGACUCCAAACACCAUGACCACUGAACUGCUCAUUUUGCUUGGAGUAACGCUUUAAGCAUCGUUUCAGUAGUUAUGUAUGAUUGCAAAUUAAAUCCCAUAAGUGUUUCUAUUCGUAUUAAGUGGCUUGUAUUUGCAUACCAGGUGCUGAUGUUUGUACACUGAAUCGGAAGCAGUAUUAUGCAUUUUAACUUUUUUAGUUUUGUUCAGAAUCAAAUCUUAGAUGUACAUAUAACUGCUAGAAUUGUGACCAUGUAAUUUCUCAUUUAUUAACGGUAUUUAUUUUAAUGUCAAUUUGCAGAAUUUUGGAUAAAGUAACUAAGUAUUUUGCAAUAAUCUUCCAAAUUUCUGUAGCUUUGCUGUUUUUGCCUCAAUACUACAAUUAUGAGUUUAAACACCUUGGAGCAGGGCUCAAAAUUUUCACUAGCUGUUGGCAAGUGACAAUUUAUCCCUGGUGCGUCUACUAAUGCAUGCAGUGGAAAGUAUCCUUUUAAGGCCUGAGUAGUAAAAUCAGACUUUAAAUUGUAAUCCCUGCCUUGGAGCAAAAAACUCUAAAUUAGAAAACGGCCAUUCAUGGACGUUUUGUGGAUACAUGAGCAAAGCACCUAAAGGGACACUGCUCAUCAGAACCAUUACAGCUUAAUGUGUUGGUUCUGGUGUCUGUAGCAUGUCCCGGCAGGCAUUUCAAUGUAAAGGCUGCCUUUUCAGAGAAAAGUGGUCUUUACAUUGCUGCCUAGUAACUCCUGAGUCACUUUAGUGACAGUGACUCAGAUGGCCACUAGAGGUGCUUCCUAUUUCUGGUGUUUAGCGUCCCCAUGCUCUGCAUGAAGACGCUGAGCGGUCCCCAUAGGUUCAUUGAUGCAAAAUAGCCUCAAAUUGUUUUCCUAUAGGAAAGUAUUGGAUUGGUUGAGGUCAUAAAGAUUGAUCUCAGCCAGCCAUGGAAUGGGACUCGCUGUGGCAAAACCAGCGCCGCAACGGAGAAAAUGUUCGGAAAUCUUGCCUUUUAAUGCACUGGGAGGGGUAACUAUAGUGUUAGGAAUACAUGUUUGUAUUCCUAACACUAUAGUGUUCCUUUAAAGUAAUUAGGUUAUUUUGAUGAGGUGUAAUUGCAAAAGUUUAGAAUUCGACUUUAGACAAUACAUGGUUUCUAUUUAGUCUGAGUUGCUUUACGAAGAGUCCUUUAUUUUUCCUAGAACACUCGUGAGACGGCUCAAGCUAUCAAGGGCAUGCACAUCCGUAAAGCCACUAAAUUCUUAAAAGAUGUCACCAUUAAGAAGCAGUGUGUUCCUUUCCGUCGUUACAAUGGUGGUGUUGGCAGAUGUGCCCAGGUGAGUGUUGUGGUUUUUUUUUUUAUUGGGGUUGUCUCCAUACCUUAAGAUUCAUGUGUCAUUUCUUGUCUGAGUGCUUUAUAGUAAAAUGGUUGCUAUGAUGACUAUCUUAGGACACCUUUGGAUUACCCAUGAAAAGAAAUACUAUGUUCUGAGCAACUUUGAUUUCUUUUUAAUAUUUGUGUUUUAUUGCUUUGUAUAAAAAAAAAUAACUUAUGAUUAUGAACUUUCAGUUAACGCUGCUUAGCUCAGAGCUUGCAUUUCAGGAUAUCCCUGAGUAAAUCUAAGGAUAUCAUCCUAAGCAAUUUGCCUACAAUGUGUUUCUGGAGAUUCUAGAAUGCAGGCCUCUGUGAGCAUCUCUGAAGACAUUAUAUUCCAUGCUAUUAUACAAGAUGGAUUCAUACCUUCUUGUUUCCAUCUGCAGUUUUAAAUUAAUUUUGAAGUUCAUUUUGGCAUAUUCAUGUUUACAUUAAAGUGUAAUUGCCAAAAUACCCCAAACUGAAAAUAUAGUUGACUGACAUUUUUCCAAUUCAACUUAAAUUCACACUUUAAUGAAUAAACCAAAUUGUUCUUUACAUCUUGCUUUGGGGGUGGUGGGUUUGUUUUUUCUUUACCACCUGAAAUGUUUAAAUAUAUUUUUUUUUAUUCUUUUUAUGCGCACAGGCCAAACAAUGGAACUGGACACAGGGACGUUGGCCUAAAAAGAGUGCAGACUUCCUCUUGCACAUGUUGAAAAAUGCAGAGAGCAAUGCAGAGCUCAAGGUAUAUCUUUAAUACAUGAGUGUCUUUGAAGAUUUUACUCUUCAAGUGUCUGACCUAAAGCUCUCUAGUGGUCCUGUCAUGUUUUCUUCAGCUCUUGCUGCUUUAUCUGCCAGGAACCCACAUCACUGUGGGAUGGGUGACUUGUCAAAGGAUGGUGGCAAUGAUGACUAUCUUAGGACACCUUUGGAUUUAAACAUGAAACAAAUAUUUAAUCUGAGCCACCUGAGCUGAAUAGCAUUUACUUGUUUAUUUAGUGAGAGGUAUACUUUGCCUAUAUUAUAUUGUUUGUUGCUGUAAUUAGCUAGGGUAAUACUUUGAGUGUAAAACGCUUAUUUUAAGGUGGCCAAAGGCAAUUUCCCUUUAUAUCUAACUAAAAGAUUAGUAAAUCUUCCUGGUAGGUCAUUUUGCGACCCGAGUUGUACAGUGUGAUUUAUUGGUACCAAUUGAUUCCCUCCUUUGCUCAUUAUGGUGGCCAAGCAUAGAAGGCUAAAAUCUGUGCAUAUUGGCACCUGGGGAACAACUUAGAUGUUAAAAUAUUCAAAAACCAUUUAACACUCUGCUGCUAGGAACCUGGCCCUUUAAACCACUACAUGAAUAUUUAUUUAUUUUUUCUUUAAGGAGAAAGUGUCUCUUUAAUUUAUUUAUUUGGAUACCAUAGGAACUAUAUUGUGUAACUCACGGCCAAAAACUAAAUCUAAAUUGUGUCAAAUUUUUCUUUAUUUUUCAAUUUUAAGGUGAGGUAUAGGGUACAGAAUAAAGGAGGGGAUGUGGUGGUAGUCACAUCCAUUAAUUUGCAAUUCUUAUUACAUUUUAUCAACAACAUUGUGGUUUAUAGCGAGACCUCAUUUUAGCACUCUGGGUUGAGUGGCUUGAGUUUCUGUUCUGUGCGUCUCGUGUGGUGCAAAUCUAGGUUUUAAUUGUUCUGAUUUAUUAUUUAGUUUGGCCACCAAAAUAUUUGAAGUAGAGUAUAGAAAGACACCACAUUGUUAUUUAGAAACAAACAUGUAGAACAGUCUAGACUUGACAGAAAACUCUGAGAUUUGGUGGAAAUGUAGAUUACGACGACCUGCAGAGUUAAAUCGGUUUUGCUAAGAUUUGUUGAUUGACUGGAAAGCGCAAAAUGUAUAUAUCUGCUCUCUUGGCUUUGACUGGAAAUUUAGUUUUGGCUAGGAAUCUUUUAAACAUGAAAAGAUUAUUUAAAGGGACACUAUAGUCACCAGAACUACAGCCUAAUGUAGUUCUGGUGAGUAUUUUAGUUCCCUUCAGACUUUCUUCAUGCAGACACUGCUUUUUCAUAGAAAAGGCAGUGUUUACAUUGCCUCUAGGGACACAUCCAAGUGGCCACUCCUUAGAUGGCCACUGGAGGUGCUUCCUGGGUCAGUGCUGCCGAAAAAGCAGCCCUGACAUUCAGCGUCCCCACGCUCUGCAUGGAGACGCUGAAUUUUCCUCAUAGAGAUGCGAUGAUUCAAUGCAUGUCUAUGAGGAGGUCCUGAUUGGCCGAAAUGGCAUUUGGCCCGCCCCGUGCUGAUUUUAGCCAAUCCAGUGCUUUCCCUAUUUUAGAUUGGCUAGAAAUCGGCCAUUUUGAUGACGCAAAGGAGGCGUGGCCAGUGCCAGCGGACCCACACAGCGCAUGGAAAUAAGGGAAGUUUUAAACUUUAUAGUGGGGCUAAUGGAGGGCAAGCCACCUAAAUAGUGGGUUAAAGUGUGUUCCUGACCCUAUAGUGUUCCUGUAAUAUGAGUCACUGUUGUGUAUUAUAUUCCCCUAUUUUAGUUACAGGUGACAAUUGCCAGAACAAUUUAGUUGAACAUGUAUCCAUAUAAGAUGCAUUGCUUUAAGUGUUUGCUUAUUUUAAAAUAAAAAAAUGUGCAAAAGCUGACUGCCACAUUCGCAGUGAGAUGGGCUUCUAGUGUAAGGGUGUACAAAAUUUGUACUGCCACAGGACAACCAUAAAAUUCCUCCUUUUGUCAAUAAUGGGAAAAGGCACACACUUCUGUCAGAAUUGUGCAAGGAAACUGAUCUCCCUACACUAUAACCUAUACUACAAUAAUAGCUUGUUACUGUGGUUUACAGAUUUACUUUACAGUCUUUACAUGAUUGCACUGGAUGCUUCAAAAAUAUUUUUGUUCUGUUUGUAGGGUUUGGAUGUUGAUUCCUUGGUCAUUGAGCACAUUCAGGUCAACAAGGCCCCCAAGAUGCGCAGGCGUACAUACCGUGCUCAUGGACGCAUCAACCCUUACAUGAGCUCACCAUGCCACAUCGAGAUGAUUUUAACAGAAAAGGAGCAGAUUGUCCCAAAACCUGAAGAGGAGUUGGCUCAAAAGAAAAAGGUGAGUUAUCCCACUAUUUUCUGGACUGUCCACUUUGGGAUGGGUGACUUGUUGUCAAAGGAUGGUGGCAAUGAUGACUAUCUUAGGACACCUUUGGAUUUAAACAUGAAACAAAUAUUUAAUCUGAGCCACCUGAGCUGAGUAGGAUUUACUUGUUUAUUUAGUGAGAGGUAUACUUUGCCUAUAUUAUAUUGUUUGUUGCUGUAAUUAGCUAGGGUAAUACUUGGAGUGUAAAACACUUAUUUUAAGGUGGCCAAAGGCAAUUUCCAUUGAUAUCAAACUACAAGAGUAGUAAAUCAUCCUGGUAGUCUUGAUCACAUAUAGGUGAUUUUGCAUUUUGCCACCCAAGUUGUACUGCAUAAAAACAUGAUCAUGUAUUCUGGGACAAUUUUCCAUCUGGACUCUAGUCAUUGGUGAAUAGAAAUUCACCCCUGGUGAAUGUAACAUGGGCCCUCUGACAUGCAGUGACAACUUGCAGUAUACCACUUCAGCUUGCUGUAGCCCACCUUAAAGGACCACUCUAGGCACCCAGACCACUUCAGCUUAAUGAAGUGGUCUGGGUGCCUGGUCCAGCUAGGGUUAACCCAUUUUUUUUAUAAACAUAGCAGUUUCAGAGAAACUGCUAUGUUUGUGAAUGGGUUGCCUUCCCCCAAAGCCUCUAGCGGCUGUGCGGCUCAUUGACAGCCACUAGAGGUGCUUGCGUGCUUCUCACUGUGAAAAUCAGUGAGAGCACGCAAGCGUCCAUAGGAAAGCAUUGAUAAUGCUUUCCUAUGCGACCGGGUGCGCGCGUAGCUCUUGCCGCACGUGCGCAUGCAGCCGACGAGGAGGAGAGCUCCCCACCCGGCGCUGGAAAAAGCGAAGUUUAACCCUUUUUCCCCUUUCCAGAGCCCGGCGGGAGGGGGUCCCUGAGGGUGGGGGCACCCUCAGGGCACUAUAGUGCCAGGAAAACGUGUUUUCCUGGCACUAUAGUGGUCCUUUAAACUUCUCAAUUUAUUAAUUUGACUGCCAAUGGGGCUCUUUUAUUCUCCUACAUGUUUAUUGCACAACUAAAUAUUUUCCGGCAUUUAAUCUUGAUAUCAAAGACUUUACCCAGAACUAUAUUAUUUGUUUAAAUUUUGUAGAUUUUACACAUUAUCACUAGCUUUAUGCAAGUCAAGCAGCUUUAUAGAAUAUUUGUAUAGCUAUGAUGUGUGUGUGCCAGGAUCUUCAUUAUAUUGUACUUAAAUGUAUUUUAUAGAUUUAAAUAUGACCCAAAGCAAAGUAUUUUUUAACUGAAUCCUUUUUUUGUUUUUUUUGUUUUUUUAGAUCUCCCAGAAAAAACUGAAAAAGCAGAAGCUCAUGGCUCGGGAGUAAAGUUUCUCUGAUGUACAGAAAUAAACUAAAACAGUCAAAACAUUAUUUGUAUGGUCCUUUUUCUAAUCAAUAGCACUAAAGUGUUUCU
Messenger RNA from Pelobates cultripes (western spadefoot toad), 7405 nucleotides. NCBI's taxonomy places the organism in Eukaryota, Metazoa, Chordata, Amphibia, Anura, Pelobatidae. The record is from the annotation of a GenBank genome assembly.